GGUGGAUAUAAGUCAAUUGAGGGAUGUCUGACUCAUCUCAUCCUUCACUUCUUUUUCCCUCUCAAGCUCCAGGAAGACGAGCUUCGGGAGGCUGUGUUGCUGGUGUUUGCGAAUAAGCAGGACAUGCCCAAUGCUAUGCCUGUGAGCGAGCUGACUGACAAGUUGGGAUUGCAGAGCUUGCGUAGCCGGACUUGGUAUGUCCAAGCAACUUGCGCUACCCAGGGUACAGGGCUGUAUGAUGGGCUGGACUGGCUGUCCCAUGAGCUGUCAAAGCGUUAACUACCCCAGGGGUAAAAUCCCUGCUGGAAGAAAAUUCCCAGGUUGUAUUUCUUGGACAAUUGAACUCUUGAGGACUCCUGAGGCAGCACUCCCUGCUCCUACCUACCCCCCUACCCCUCCUACACACACACACACACACACACACACACACACACACACACACUCACUCACACACACUCACACACUCACACUCACACUCACACACACUCACACACUGUUACAGCUGCUCUUGCCUGCAUGUUCUCUCUUACCAGGACCCAAAAGACUAACCCUCUGGGUACUGGGGGGAGCGGGGAAGGGGUUGUCUUCUGACUCCCUGGGAACUGUGGAAGCAGCUGCAGGAACCAAGGCCUUCCAGAAAAGAAACUGGGUUGACUUUUGAUUUCAUUCUUUUGGGUAUACUUCUUUGGGGGUAUGUGGGGAGGGGGACCAGACUGGUGCAGUGAUUCAGCACUUAAUAUUGAAUAAUAAAUUUGCUGUGGUUUGUA
Molecule: messenger RNA, 767 nt
Organism: Vombatus ursinus (common wombat)
Lineage: Eukaryota; Metazoa; Chordata; Mammalia; Diprotodontia; Vombatidae
Product: ADP-ribosylation factor 5-like
Exons: 2
Biological process (GO): intracellular protein transport; vesicle-mediated transport
Cellular component (GO): cytoplasm; plasma membrane
Molecular function (GO): GTPase activity; GTP binding
Source: RefSeq, a predicted model, not a curated record